CACAGACAUGGCAUUGGACGUUGAGAGACAGAGGUCGCACAGACUUUAUUAGAUGUCUCGAUUUACAUGUCCGAUAUAUCCCAGGAUUCAAACCCAACCACCUGACGAGGACAAAUGAAGGAAUACCAACCGCGACAAAAGGAAGGAGGGUGAUCCCAGCCGUUGCACAGGAUACUUGCUAACCGCUCAUCUUGGUAAAGGAGGCCAUGGGCAGCGUAGGUGCGGAAUACCCGGGCAUCGUCGUAGAGCGCAUGUUGUAUCAGAGGCGGAGAGAUCGAGGGUAUGAUGGCGCAUCAACUCAUGCUGAAGAAUCGAAAAUGAUUGACAAACGUGUCGACUCAGCCUCAAGUCAGUCUCGGUCCCUUCUGAGUCGUAACCACGGACCUUAUUUCGACCUCACUCCUUCCUCGGUACGAAGUUUCGACCAAGCCGACCAAGUAAACCAAGCCCAACUGUCUCAUGGCAGCGCAAGGAGCAUUUUACUAUAUCAACCGCUUGCUUCCCUUUCAGCACUCUUCAAUCUUCAAACGUCGGCCAUCGGCGAACCGAGCCAGGUUGAGCUGUCCAGGGCGCCGGAAAGCAGGUCUUGGCCGUUUCUUGGCGAGAUAGGCCGAUUUUCCUCAUUUUGUCUAGCAGCAAGGAAUGGUUUCGUAAGCCCGCGAGGAUUUUCAGUGGCUUGACAAGGGCGGCAAGUAUUUGCGAUUUUUAUCGCAGGUAGCAGCGGGGCAAGCCAGCUCACGAUUACGUGCACUUGACUUUCUUAAUUUGAUUCAAAUUGACAUUCUAGCGGAAUACCGUCAGCGGCAUCGAUUCCCUUGUGACUGGUGCUAGGGAGAGGAUCCAGAAAAUCCGACAUAGGAUUGGUCGCCGGUAUCUGUCAGUUGAGGCAUCGGCCCG
Messenger RNA from Pseudomassariella vexata, 897 nucleotides. RefSeq lists its product as uncharacterized. The coding region runs from base 207 to 680 and encodes 157 amino acids. The record is from RefSeq and is a predicted model, not a curated record. Lineage: Eukaryota; Fungi; Ascomycota; Sordariomycetes; Amphisphaeriales; Pseudomassariaceae. The transcript has a single exon.